CUCGUUUCUUCACGCGUGCUAGCUGCUUGCUUGCUGUCUCGCUUUUCCAAAGCUGUCAAAAUCCCUAAGCAAGCAGAGAUUAUCACAUUCAUUCAAUAAUUUUUAAUUGAUGACACUUAAUUUAAUGAGUGUGUUUCUUUUAGAAUUAAUAAAAAUGUGCCCUAAUUGACCUGAACCCAGAAAAAACGAGGAACGACUAUAUCCUAUACAGACAGCUUGAAAGAUAUAGCCGGAGGGUCGUGAAAUCUGGACUGCUCAGAACGGACACCGCAGAGGUAUUAGCUCAAAAUGAAUUACAACGCAGAGGCCCCGCAGCAGGAGCGACCCUCAAAAAUAGUCAGGUUUGACAAGGGCUAUGUGCAAACUGUGCCGGGGAUACUCAAACUUGUUCAGUUGGCAUGUAAUUUCAUAGGUUUUAUAUGCAUCAAAAUAUCCUGGUCAUGGGUGUCAGCAAUUUUCUACAAUAUACUGUACUGGGUCGGUAUUAUAAUAACCGCAGGACUUCUCUUCAUGUACACGUUCCACUUUGUGGAGAAGUUCGACAGGUGGCCAUGGUAUAAGCUAGAGUUUGCAUACUGCAUCCUCAUGAGUCUGACGUAUAUCGGAUGUUCAAUAUUUGCCUCAACUAUUGGGGAAAGUGUGGGAUAUGCCGUUGGGUUCUUCGGUCUAUGCGCAAUCAUAGCGUAUGGAUUUGAUGCAUACUUGAAGUACAAGGCGUGGAAGAGAGGGCUGCCACCACAGUAAUAUGUAAGAUCUUUUACUAACAACUCCACUAACAUAUUGACCUGGUUUUCUAUACUUAAAUAAUAAUAAAUCUUAAAUAUGAAAGAUGCCAGUGUCAAAACCUAUUUCAGUCUUUGUUUAAGAUUAUUCUAGUUUUUCUGUUUAGGAUCAAAGUAUUGAUUGACUAUUUCUAAGUUUAGUAACUCUUUUUAGUGAGCAAACCAACAUUUAUCAAAAUUUCAUAACACAAAUAUUUAAGAACUAGUUAUGGUUUGAGCACCUAUCAUGGAUUAUGGAUAGUUUAUGUUGUUUUUAACCAUUGUAAAGGAAGUUAUUCCUAAUGAGAGACUUAUAUAAAGAUCUCAAUAUAAUAUCCAUGAAACAUAAGAUCCAUAGAGAAAUCUAUAGUCUAUCUCUUUGGAAGUUUUAUAUUGCUUGCUAUAGCUUUAUAAGUGCCUUCUCUGUGUGCCUAUAUUUCAAUAUCUGACUUAAAAUCGAAUGGAUUUAAAACGUAGUUACAUUAUAUCUCCGGAGAGUUAUAUACAACAUACUUAACGUAUUUUUAUAAAAUGUUUUGUGAAUUUAUCACAUACUUACCUUUUGUACAUAAGAUAACCAAACAAUAUACUUACAAAAUAAUAUAUGCCAUGUAUAUUUUUAAAUGUUUUACUAAUAUACAUAUAAAAGAUAACCCACCAUAUUUUUUGGAUAGUUAUAAACCUAAUGUUACAAUGGGUCCAAUAUUUUUGGGCAUUUAAUUUUUAAAGACUUUUAUAUCUUCAAAAAAAAAAUUGAGGUGUAUGCGUUUAAAAUGCAUUAAGAUAAGCUUAUUAUUAUAAUAAUCAUUGUUUAUGUAAGUGUAGAUUAAUUGAAGUCACAUUUGUUAUGAUUUUAAGUAUUAUUUUGUGUAUUAAAUUUUAUUUUUAUAAGUUAAUCAAAGGACUUUGUACCUGUGUAACCAUAGGAAUAUUUGUUGACAGUUUUCCAGUUAAUUUUUCACUUAAACAAUGUUAACACAUAAACUUAUCGUUUAUUGAUAACCAGUGUUGAGCAAUCAAAGAUCUGCACUUGAAUUCGUUUGAACUUCAGUUUUUACGAUUAUGUGGACAGAUUGCCCUUUUUAUGUAUUUCACUAUAAUAUUAUGAUUGAUAUAAAUACUGCUUUAUGUGGCAUAUUAAAACUGGCUUAUCGCUUAUGAGUCAUCGUUGCAUUUUAGUGAUGGUUGUUAUAUGAAUAAAUGUAUAGGUACUUUUAUAACUAGAUUCAUCUUUAAAAGAUUUUUCAAUUUUUAGGGUUCCGUAGCCAAAAUGGCAAAAACGGAACCCUUAUAGUUUCGUCAUGUCCGUCUGUCCGUCUGUCCGUCUGUCCGUCUGUCCGUCUGUCACAGCCGAUUUACUCGGAAACUAUAAGUACUACAGUGAUGAAAUUUGAUGGGAAUAUGUGUUGUAUGAACCGCUACAAAAAUAUGACACUAAAUAGUAAAAAAAAGAAUUGGGGGUGGGGCCCCCCAUACAUGUAACUGAGGGAUGAAAU
Molecule: messenger RNA, 2257 nt
Organism: Helicoverpa armigera (cotton bollworm)
Lineage: Eukaryota; Metazoa; Arthropoda; Insecta; Lepidoptera; Noctuidae
Product: plasmolipin
Exons: 4
Coding region: 289-744 (151 amino acids)
Cellular component (GO): membrane
Source: RefSeq, a predicted model, not a curated record